AGCUAAAACCAAUCUAAGAAGCAAUAAGAAGAGCUCUUUUAUAUCUCUCUCUCUCUUUAUUUUUUUUUUUCCUUCUUUUUUCUUGUUCUCUAAUACUUAUCUGGGAAGAGAGAGUGAAAGAGAUUAGAAAAGGACAGCUUUAAUAUAACAUUAUUAUUAUAAAUAUUAUAAUAGUACUACUAUUGUUUUUGAUGGUCUUGUUUCUCUAGUUGUUGUUGGUUCCUCCUCAGAACAAAGAAUCUUUCACCUGCCCCCUCCCCAGCAAAAUAUCGGCCAAAGUCGAGGCUCUGGUUCCCAACGAGCUCCCAAGUUCCCAACGAAGCGAAGGCUCUAAUCAAAGUGGGGAGUAUGACGAUCUCGUGCGAGGAGAGGGUGAUAGCUGAGUUCGAGGCGCUCACGCGCGACGCGGGGCGCGUCCAAGCGGAGACGCUGCGGCGGAUCCUCGAGGAGAACGGCGGCGCCGAGUAUCUCCGGCGCUUCGGCCUCGGCGGCCGCACCGACGCCGCGAGCUUCCGCUCGUACGUGCCCCUCGUCACCCACUCCGAUCUCGAGCCGUUCAUCCAGCGGAUCGUCGACGGCGACAACUCCCCCAUCCUCACCGGGAAACCCAUCACCGCGAUCUCGCUCAGUUCCGGGACUACACAGGGAAAGCCCAAAUUUAUUCCGUUCAAUGAAGAGUUGCUCGAUUCGACGAUACAGAUUUAUCGUACCUCUUAUGCGUUCAGGAACAGGGAGUACCCGAUUGGCAAUGGAAAAGCCCUGCAAUUCAUUUACGGCAGCAAGCAGGUUAUGACGAAAGGAGGCAUCGUCGCCACGACCGCCACGACAAACUUAUUCCGGAAUGACCAAUUCAAGAACGCGAUGAAGGAUAUCCAAUCUCAGUGUUGUAGCCCCGACGAAGUCAUAUUUGGUCCCGACUUCCACCAGUCCCUUUACUGUCACUUGCUCUGUGGCCUAAUCCUCUCAAAUGAAGUGCAGUUUAUAUUCUCUACAUUUGCUCAUAGCAUUGUUCAUGCGUUCCGUACUUUCGAGCUAGUAUGGGAGGAACUAUGUACUGAUAUAAGAGAAGGGGUCCUCUCCAGUAGAAUCACUUCCCCCUCGAUCCGAGCGGCCGUUUCUAAAAUUCUAAGUCCCAACCCAGCUUUAGCCGACGCCAUAUACAACAAAUGUGCAGGCUUAAGCAAUUGGUAUGGUGUGAUACCCGAACUGUGGCCCAAUGCGAAAUAUGUGUAUGGAAUUAUGACCGGAUCAAUGGAGCCGUAUUUGAAGAAACUGAGGCAUUAUGCUGGGAAUUUACCAUUAAUGAGUGCAGAUUAUGGAUCCUCGGAAGGAUGGAUCGGCGCGAACAUAGACCCUAAGUUGGCCCCGGAAAAGGUGACUUUUGCUGUACUGCCAAAUAUUGGGUACUUUGAAUUUAUCCCUUUGGAGAAACCUGAAGGUGAGGAGGCGGAUAAUUGUGCUUCCGUUCAUUACGUGGAAUCGGAGCCUGUUGGAUUGACGGAGGUCGAGGUCGGCAAAGAGUAUGAAGUCGUCUUAACGAAUUUUGCAGGUUUGUACAGAUACAGAUUGGGAGACGUGGUUAAGAUCGCGGGAUUCCACAACUCCACUCCGGAGCUGCAGUUCUUGUGCCGGAGAAGCCUCCUGCUAACCAUCAACAUCGACAAGAACACCGAGAAAGACCUCCAGCUGGCAGUGGAGGCCGCUUUGAAGCACUUGGCCGCAGAGAAGGUUGAGGUUGUGGACUUCACGAGCCUGGUGGACCGCUCGUCGGACCCGGGCCACUACGUGAUUUUCUGGGAGCUGAGCUCCGACGCGAGCGAGGAGGUCUUACAAAGCUGUUGCAACAGCUUAGACUUGGCCUUCCUGGACGCAGGCUACGUCGCGUCCAGGAAGGUCAAGGCGAUCGGCCCGCUCGAGCUCCGCGUCCUUCGGAAAGGGACUUUUCAGAAUAUUCUAGACCAUUACUUGGGCCUCGGCGCGGCAGUGAGCCAGUUCAAGACGCCACGGUGUGUCGGCCCGUCGAACAGCAUGGUAUUGCAGAUAUUGUCUAGGAAUGUUAUCAAGAACUACUUAAGUACUGCAUAUGGAAGCUAGGCUAUUUGCUCUCUUUUUUUUCUUUGUUUUUGACCUCUCUUUUUUUUUUUUUUGUUGCUGCUGCUUUUGAGUCCUUAAUGCUGCUGUGAUUAGGGUAUCUCUCUGUGUUUUCUUUGCUUUGAUCAAGUUGUAUGUGCAUGUAAGUUUUGCUUCCUCUGAAAACAAUUUAGGUUUAAUUUACUUUUCUGUA
This is a messenger RNA of Ananas comosus (pineapple), 2284 nucleotides long. Its product is annotated as jasmonic acid-amido synthetase JAR1-like. The record is from RefSeq and is a predicted model, not a curated record. Gene Ontology annotation, cellular component: cytoplasm. Gene Ontology annotation, molecular function: acid-amino acid ligase activity. The transcript is spliced from 5 exons. The coding region runs from base 349 to 2094 and encodes 581 amino acids. NCBI's taxonomy places the organism in Eukaryota, Viridiplantae, Streptophyta, Magnoliopsida, Poales, Bromeliaceae.